Messenger RNA from Mytilus trossulus (common blue mussel), 393 nucleotides. RefSeq lists its product as uncharacterized. The transcript has a single exon. The record is from RefSeq and is a predicted model, not a curated record. NCBI's taxonomy places the organism in Eukaryota, Metazoa, Mollusca, Bivalvia, Mytilida, Mytilidae. The coding region runs from base 1 to 393 and encodes 130 amino acids.
AUGGCACACUAUGGAAUACCACAACCUUUCAUAAACAUCAUUAGAAACUCCUAUAACAACAUGAAAUACAGAGUUAUACAUGAAGGCAAGCUCAGUGAGAGUUUUGAUCAAGGCUGCCUGCUAUCACCUUUUCUUUUUCUCUUGGCAAUAGACUACAUCAUGAAAGAAGCAACUGAAGGGAAAAGAAAUGGAAUCCAAUGGACAAUGUGGCAACAACUAGAAGACUUGGAUUUUGCAGAUGAUAUAGCCCUGAUAUCCAGUACACAACAACAAAUGCAAGAAAAAACAACCCUUCUCUCUUCAACAUCUUUAAAGCUCGGACUCAAACCAAACGAAGAAAAAACAAAAGUUAUGAAGAUAAACACCAAAAGUAAACAACCAAUAAAGAUCUAG